CAAACCACAUAAGCUGCAAAAAGAGAAGAAACCACCAUUUCCACUAGAAAACAAAGGCAGAGAAGAGGAAAAAAGCAAGCUACACUGAUCUUGAACUUCCAAUGCAGGAAAUUCUCGACUUUAAGUAGCUUGUAACUCAAGAUCUCCGACUCCGGUAAAGAGAGAAAAAGCUCCAGUUUCCAGAAUUCCAGCCGCAAAUCGUGCAUCUCCUUCUUCCAGAAUUCAAGGUGGAGGUAGAGGCUUCUCUGCUUCUUUCUCUCAUUCUCCCGCUUCCCUCCGAUUUUGAUUACACCAGUUCAUAGCUCAUUCAUAGAGAAAACGAUAAGAUACCCAUCUUUGCAUCUCCAAAAGGUAGGCCAUCUAAAAGAAACAAAGACCGAGUACAGAGCCCUCUGUGAGAAAACCCAAGAAAAGUCAAACCCAUCAAACUUUCCACACCCUUGUCGAACACAGCUCCGCACCUACCAAAAAUCCCUAUAUCAGAAAACUGGCCAUGUUUUGAACCAAUGCUCCUGCAUAUAGGGUUUUUAUCAGAAAUCCCUUUUGCCUCCCCUGCUUCACUCUCUUCUUUUUUGCAGGUUUUGGUUCCUUCCUCCUGUAACAACAGCUUCAGAUACCAACACUUUUGGGUUACUUCUUUGUUGUUUGCUUCUCUCACCUGGGAGCCUUCAAAACAAGCAAAAGUGGAGGCCACCAAGCCACCAUUUCUGGUCUUUCUCAAUUCAGGAGAGAUUUCAGUAAUAGGGAUCACCAGACGACAAGAGGAAAAGGACGAGAAAACCGUACAGGGCAAGGAUGGAAUCAACACAGAGGGGAAGAAUGGGAUCAGCACAGAUUAUUGCUUCAAAUGUGAUGGUUCCUGAAGUUCUUACAGAAGAUAAUUAUGAAUUCUGGAAGAUGUAUAUGAAAAGCUAUCUGUUAGGUGAAGAACUCUGGCGCAUAGUGGAGGGAACUUGUCACACUCCUGAACCCAGUGAUAUUGGAUUCAAUUCUUGGAAACAGGGAAAUGGAAAAGCUCUACAUGCAAUUCAAAUUUCAUGUGGACAGGAAAUGGUAACCCUUAUCAAGGACAUUGAUUCAGCCAAAGCAGCUUGGGAUCAUUUGGCCUUUAAGCAUCAGGAAAAAAUUGACCAAAAGAAUUUGCCUGCACAAGCAGGGACGUACUCAACAGUCGGAGAUCAUGAAGAUGGAGCAAGGUACCUCCCACUAUAUCAAAUUGUGUUUAGUGGUGACUGGCAAAGAACCAAAAAUUUCUUGGAAGAAAAUCCUGAAGCGAUGACUGCAAGGAUUUCAGUACAUGGGAUGACAGCUCUUCAACUUGCAGCUAUAGCUGGACAUUUAGAGAUUGUAGAAGAAAUGGUGAAAUUGAUGGACCCAGAAGCCUUAGAAAUAAAGUCCAACUAUGGUGGAGCCACAGUCCUUAUCUACGCUGCCAUCGGUGGAAUUACUAAGAUUGCAGAGGUACUGGUGAGAAAGAAUGGAGAUUUGGUACAUAUACCGAAUUUAUAUGGUUUAAUCCCAGUUUCUAUAGCUGGUAUCAAUGGCAACAAGGAUAUGGUACGCUAUCUUUAUUCACUCACUUCCAAGGAUGCACUAGUUUCUGGAGAAUGCAAGAAUGGUGCUACACUUCUUACUACUGCUAUUGAUUUUGAUAUGUACGAUAUUGCUCUGGAUCUUCUUAGGUGCUACCCAAUAUUAGCAGUUAGUUCAAGUAGUGGUGGUAUGACGGCCAUCGAAUCGUUGGCACAAAAGCCCUAUGCAUUUCGAAGUGGACGACCACACAACAUAUGGCAACGAUGGAUUUACUCAUAUGCCCCAAUCUACAAAGGAAGAGACACAGACUAUCUUGAUGAGAGUUCUAAAGAUCAAAAUCACAUUACCAAAGUUAGUUGCUGGUUGUAUGGAGUAUUUUGGUGUGCCCUUAAUGUAUUGGUCCCAGGAGUCAGAAGCAUACACAGAACGAAACGAAUGCAUAUCCAAGCCCUUAAAUUACUCAAAUGUGUUUGUUCUCAAAUUUCAAUUCUAGAUGAAGCUAAAGUUAAAGCAGUGGGAGUGUAUUCAGCCAUCUUCCAAGCUACAAAGUCUGGGAUUGUUGAGAUAAUUGUUGAGCUCAUUAAAAAGAAUCCUAAUUUUGUUUGGUGUGAGCCUGCAGACGGGCGGAGAAUAUUUCAGAUUGCAGUUCUGUAUCGACAAGAAAAGAUCUUCAAUCUUAUAUAUGGUAUUGGUGCACUGAAAAAUGAUCUUGCAGGGGGUGUUGAUAAUGAUGGUAACAACAUUUUACACUUUGCUGGAAUGGUAUCACCUCAAUCUCAACUAUAUAGGGUCUCGGGUGCUGCUUUGCAAAUGCAACGGGAGUUGCAAUGGUUUCAGGAGGUGGAUAUGAUAACACGACCACCAUAUAGAGAUCAGCAAAAUUCGAGUGGCUUGAAACCUCGAGAGCUGUUUAAAAGGGAGCACAAAGAAUUACUCAAAGAAGGGGAAACAUGGAUGAAGGAUACUGCAAAUUCAUGCAUGGUAGUGGCAGCACUAAUUGCAACUUUUACAUUUGCAGCAGUCUUUACUAUUCCAGGAGGAAGUUAUCAAGAUGGCUUUCCCAUCUUCUUGAGAAAGAAAUUAUUCUUGAUUUUUAUAAUCUCUGAUGCUUCAUCACUCUUCUCUUCUGCAACUUCAGUGUUGAUGUUCUUGUCCAUCCUCACGUCCCGUUAUGCCGAAGAAGAUUUUCUUAAAUCGUUACCAAAGAGAUUGAUAAUUGGUCUAUCCACGCUAUUCAUCUCCAUGGCAACUAUGAUGGUGGCCUUUUGUGCAACCCUUUUUCUUAUCCUUGGUAGACAAUAUAGGUUGGUUGCCAUUCUCAUCACUUUCCUUGCUGGUGUUCCAGUUACAUUGUUUGUUUUGUUACAAUUCCCACUCUUUUUGGCCAUGGUGCAUUCCACAUAUGGUCAUGGAAUUUUCAAUAGGCAAGCAAAACUUUGGCUGUAUUAGUUUGAAAUUGUAAAAGUUAAGAUUUCUUGAAGGACCAUUGCCUCAA
This is a messenger RNA of Macadamia integrifolia, 3028 nucleotides long. RefSeq lists its product as uncharacterized. Gene Ontology annotation, molecular function: protein binding. The transcript is spliced from 8 exons. The record is from RefSeq and is a predicted model, not a curated record. The coding region runs from base 796 to 2982 and encodes 728 amino acids. Lineage: Eukaryota; Viridiplantae; Streptophyta; Magnoliopsida; Proteales; Proteaceae.